UCUACCGUCUCAGGCAACAAGGUCGCCAUAUUUUCGAAGAGUUACUGCCCUUAUUGUGCCAAUGCCAAGGCACUUUUUGCCAAGGAGUUCCCGGGUAUCACGCCGACGGUCGUUGAGCUAAAUCUGCGAAAGGACGGGCCCGAGAUUCAAUCAUACUUAUUGGAGAAAACUGGGCAGCGAACAGUUCCCAAUGUGUUCGUCGCCCACAAGCACAUAGGAGGAAAUGACGAUACGCAGGCGUUGUUCAGAGCGGGAAAGCUCGCCCAACUACUUCGAGUCCGAUCGUGA
Messenger RNA from Laccaria bicolor S238N-H82, 288 nucleotides. RefSeq names its product glutaredoxin (gene LbGrx1). Gene Ontology annotation, cellular component: cytoplasm. The record is from RefSeq and is a predicted model, not a curated record. The transcript has 4 exons. Gene Ontology annotation, biological process: cellular response to oxidative stress. Gene Ontology annotation, molecular function: glutathione disulfide oxidoreductase activity. The annotation marks the transcript as partial. NCBI's taxonomy places the organism in Eukaryota, Fungi, Basidiomycota, Agaricomycetes, Agaricales, Hydnangiaceae.